UCCAAGGCUCCGUAGGUAUCAGGAUCGAGAUAAAUAUAUACAAGAUACUAAUAAUACACAUGAAUAAGUCAAAAACAUAUCAAUUUUAGAAAAGGUCUUAAUAAAUUGCGUUUGAUCUACAUAUAAAAUUAACGAAAUAGGGUGUACAAAUGCCUACACACGCAUCUUAUCUUCAAAUACCAGCGACAUUGCGACUGUUUUUUUUGGUUGAACUUGUUUGUUUAAACCUUGUUUUAGACAAAAUACAAUAAAAGCAAGGACUAAAAACUAGCCAGUUAAGUAGAAAAUUGAUUAAUCAAUGGCUUAAAAUUACGUGGGCAAAACUUAAGGUUUUAGUUAGAAAGAAUUAUUCAACGGAAUAUAAAAAUAUAACAAUAUGAACGACUAUCCUCUUUCGUUUUUUUGUGUGACCCAUUUCGCUAAAUCGUUUUUUUGUUUGACCGCUCAAAGAUCAGAAGUAUUGAAAAAUGAACAUUUUUGCGAUUUUUGAGAGUCAUCCGAUUGUGGCCACCGUCACGGUUUUCGCAAGCACCGGCUUAGCCGCGGAGCUAAUAGUGAAAGCAAUAAAAUAUGUACGCAGCAAGACGCGACGACGUCGGGUCCACGAGGUUCUCUUUUUCAAUGAACUGGGAGAAAUUUGUUACAAGGAGCAUCAGAACCAGGGUACGCAAUCAGCCCCCAAAACUUUUCAAUGCAGAAACAAGCACUGCAGCUUGAGACAGUUGGAGAAGAUAACUAUGCUGAUCGAUGAGGCUCAAUACUCUAUUGAUAUAUGCAUAUACACAUUCACUUCUACGGAUUUAUUCUUGGCCAUAAACCGCGCGCUGGAUCGGGGAGUGUCCAUUCGCAUGAUCAGCGAUCACGAAAUGGCCUAUUCCAGUAAAUCGAAGGUACUGAAACUGGCUGAACUCGGUGUACCCCUGCGCGGACCUUUCACAACCAAAGUCAUGAUGCACCACAAGUUCUGCGUGAUCGAUGGCGUGGCCCGGGUGCAAGAGAUUCUGGGACUCAAGAAGUGCAAAUGGCCACGGCCCUACGGAAGCGUCCUGAUAAGCGGCUCUGUCAACUGGACAUAUAAUGGAUUCGUUGGAAAUUUCGAGAACUGCACGAUUACCUCAGACGAGAUUUUGGCUUGUCAAUUCCAGGAGGAGUUCAACCGCAUGUGGAACGCUUUUUUGGUGAAGGAGUAGGAGUUCCUAAAGAAGAGCGUCUACAAUAUCUAGUACUUUUAUUAAAAAGUAAAGACAAUUAUCAAAUGUGCCUUAUAUUGUGUACAAUUCUCCUACAUUAAGUUUCUUUAACCAUUACAACAGGCAUUAAAGCCCUCACGACUACGAAGAAUUUAUAGACUA
This is a messenger RNA of Drosophila miranda, 1352 nucleotides long. RefSeq names its product mitochondrial cardiolipin hydrolase (gene zuc). The record is from RefSeq and is a predicted model, not a curated record. Gene Ontology annotation, cellular component: mitochondrion. NCBI's taxonomy places the organism in Eukaryota, Metazoa, Arthropoda, Insecta, Diptera, Drosophilidae. Gene Ontology annotation, biological process: piRNA processing. The coding region runs from base 468 to 1190 and encodes 240 amino acids. Gene Ontology annotation, molecular function: RNA endonuclease activity producing 5'-phosphomonoesters, hydrolytic mechanism. The transcript has a single exon.